Haliotis rufescens (red abalone) is the source of this 4349-nucleotide messenger RNA. RefSeq names its product carbohydrate sulfotransferase 15-like. Gene Ontology annotation, molecular function: N-acetylgalactosamine 4-sulfate 6-O-sulfotransferase activity. The coding region runs from base 1496 to 2764 and encodes 422 amino acids. Lineage: Eukaryota; Metazoa; Mollusca; Gastropoda; Lepetellida; Haliotidae. The transcript is spliced from 8 exons. Gene Ontology annotation, biological process: hexose biosynthetic process. The record is from RefSeq and is a predicted model, not a curated record.
AAACUUUAUAUCUCAAAUACAUAUCAUAUGUAAAAGUAUACAAGUAUAAAAUGUAACGAGCCACCCUAUACAGGGUUACGAGAGACUUUUCAUUAAAAGAGCAUAUUAACAUAUAAAUAAAAGGUACAUAAACUACAACGCAUAUAAAAGUAAAACCGUGAAUUAAGAAUAAAGGCAAUCAUAUCUUUUAGGUAAAAUGUUACAGCAGGUUUUGGCACUUAAAUAUAUCACAUCUUGGGAAGACAGGAUAUAAAACUGGCUUAUCUCGGAUCAUCGAAAUUCUUAAAAUCAUCUUCAACAUCGCAACAUUUUCUUAACAGUUCUUAUCUUUCGGUUUCAUAGUUAGGACAUCUUAGUAAUACGUGCUCUUCGUCUUCUAUACCAUCAGCACAAAAUGGACAUAUUCUUUCAUCUGGGGGCGUGUUUGUGUAGCGUCCAGUCUCUACUUUGAGGGGCGCCACCCCACUCCUGAACUUGGCUAAAGCCGACCUGUAUCUCCUCGGCAUAGGGGUUCGAACAUAAUACUCCGUUUCGUAACCUUCCUUGAAACUGUUGUAUGUUCUUAGCUUAUUUCCGCCGAUUCCUCUCUAUCCUUCCCGUUGUGAAACCUCGUUCCUCCAAUUUUCUUUAAAUUGCUGCACAAAUUGCUGCUUUCACUUAUCACCGCAGUGCCCACUGUACAGGUGAGAACAUUUUAGAUGAUACGGUCCCCCACUUAAUCCCUAAUCCCCCCAUUGUCUUCCCCAUGUUGUUUUAGGACCAAAAACCAAAAGUGGGCACAGUGGGGGGACACCGUAUUAUAUACCUAUGGCAAAGAGUUGUCCGAAUCUAUUAGUCGACAAAAUGUGUUUUUGAACGCUGUUGAAUAUGUGACUAAAAAUGAGAAUGAAUGUCUGACCUCACUGUGUGCGUGGUCGUGCUUUCAGUCACAAGGUUUCCUGGUCCAGACUUCUUAUUCACAAGCCACUUCAUUUACGUCGCUGGAACCAUUCAUUCAUUCACUCACACACACACUUUCAGCACUGAAUCCGAUGUGUCAACAUAUUAACCUUAUUUCAGAUGCGAUUUUCAUCCCAGGUUAAGCUGACCCGUCGAUGCUCUUUUUUCAAUCGGGUGACACUCCGAUAUAUAUAAUUGAACCCAAUAUAUUGUAAGACACAUUCUCCUUUUUAUAUAGCUCGAAUCCCUUUGCCAGAUACUUUUCCGAUGAUGAAACACUGCAAAAAAACAACAUACGGUCGUGUACGUGUGUAACUAUUCACAUUUUGUCUUCCUGAACAAACUGCUGUAGAUACUGUUAUUGUUGUCUGUCGUGUUUUCUUUAUUGUUUCAUAGCCAGAUGGUGUGCUCUCACCAGCUGCCGUAAUGGCUUGUCAACCACGUAUGAAUUGACUGAACAAUUGACACCUCAACAUGUACUUGUCGUGGCAGUCCUAGCCACACUAAAGACACACAACAUCCGUCGAAAGAAUCAAAGAUCUCAGGGCUUGCAGGAAUGACCCUGAAGAAGAAGACACUGGUUCUAGCGGUUUUCAGCACGGUGGCAAUGGUUGUGUUUUUGCUGAUAUCAAAUCAAAGGCAGAUGCAAAAUGUGUCACAGCGAAUCUUGGCACAAGUUUCACAAAACAUAGCUCCAGUUAUCAUUGCCACGUCUAGAUCUGAUACCAAGGAUGGAUACGUGUUUGAAUCGAAAUGGACAUAUGAAUAUACAUCGUCGUUAUGUAAAGGAGCGUCCAUCCCCCUCAUGUCAGAGGAUCUCCUUUGCAAGAAAAGACCUGAGUUUCUGUCUGGCUACAAGAACCCAUGCUGGAAGGAGACUACAAAGGAAGGCAAAGAGACUGUCAGGUGUAUGCCAUACUUUCAUCUUUUAGGAGCUGAUAAAUGUGGCUCCACGGAUCUCUUUGACAGGAUCUUGCAACAUCCAGAAAUGGAGCCGGCUGGAUGUGGAUUAUUCAAGGAAUGUUACUACUGGUGUUGGACGAGAUAUGGUGUGUGGAUGAAAAAUAACUCGGUGCCUACAAGGAAAACGUUUGAAGCGUAUCUGGCACAUUUCAAACAAGCCUCGAGCAGUAUACAUUUGCGUGAGGUUGACGGAUAUCAUUCUCACAUUACAGGUGAGGGAACGCCAAUGGAUCUUUGGGACUUUCGAGGAUGGCCCCGUAUACCACAAAACGAACAUCUAGCAGAGCCUCUUAUUAUGACUCCACACCUCAUGAAGCACAUGUAUCCGCAUCCAAAGCUGCUUGUCAUCCUCAGGAGCCCUGCUGACAGAUUAUACUCCGACUACUAUUUUCUUGGAUAUGGGAAUUCCCCGGAGAGGUUCCACAAAGAUGCAAUAAGGGCAGUAGCCAUGAUUGAAAACUGUCAAAAAACAAGGACCACGAAACAGUGUAUCUUCGAUAUGGAUAUGUACGUCAAUUUGCCGAUGCGAAUUCACAUUAGCUGCUACUCAGUGUUUAUGAAGGAAUGGAUGAGAGUCUUCCCAAGAGAAAGUUUUCUGGUCCUGCGAAACGAAGACUAUGGGCAUGAUAUAAAAAAUCAUAUGAGUAUGGUUUUCAGCUUUCUCAAUAUGAGUCGGUUACCGGAUGAAGAUAUGGACGUGAUAUCUAACGCAAAGAGGAAGCACGUGACACAAUCCAAGAAGAACAAAGGACCGAUGAUGGAAUCCACACGUGUUUUAUUAAACAAGUUCUUUGAGCCAUUUAAUAAGGAAUUAGCGACAUUGUUACAAGAUGACCGAUUCUUAUGGAAGGAUAAUAACUGAAGUUUACUAGGCGAAGUCUGGUGAAUUAAUACUUUGGCAAAUUAACUUAAAUUAUGUAUAAUGUGUGCCACAAAAAAAUACUGACAUGAGCCAUGCCAUUCCUUCAUUUCAUCACUGUCAUGUUAACAAUUAGUGUAUGUGCUCAUAAUAUUUAAUCACAAUAGGCGAUGGCCACACUGUCUAUGCAAACGAGAAUCUACGUGCAUUAUAAUAUGAGUGAGUGGGUGGUUGUGUUUUUCUCGUUAUAUUACAACAUGAAGUUUAAUCAACACAGUGGAUAAUAUGAUCUCGGGUGUUCAAGUCUACUGUUCAAACACAUAGGAACCUCAAGUUAUAAGGAUGUUAUAAAUAUUUGAUUUGAAUUUUAAUCUGUUUCAUCACUGACUGACUUGAUGUCAAAGAUUCUAUUUUCAAAUUGCCUACGCCCCUUAAUCUUUAAUUUGAGUUAAGAUGACCCACUUUAUUAUUACACAAGCAGUACUAAGAUUGUAAGGGUGGUAUUGCUUACGUCGCAGAGUCGUGUACGUAUUUCCCUGGGUGCCGUUGUACAAAACAACCUCAGCGCUACGACUGUCGUAAUUCUAUGUUAAGGUAUGGGAGUUACGACCACCUUAGCGCUAAGAUCGCUUUGUACAACGGCACCCUGGUUCACAGAAAAUGAACAAACUUCGAAUGGCAGAACUAUAGAAUGGACGUACACUGUAUAUGACUACAAAGUUUCUUGUUUCCACCCCCCUUGGGGAUGCUGGAGCAGACAAGGUCCACAGUAACAUUUUCAAUACGUGUAAUCAUUCACAUUCACAAACUCACAAUAACAAUGAUACUGCCUGGUGUACAAAACAAUUGUGACAAAUACAUUUUGAGGGGAAACACCAAGAAAAUGAGAAUAUACUUAAAUGACAGCUCUGUAGUCCUUUCAGCUUUGCCAUAUUGGUAGUACAAUUCUCGAGAGGACUGGAAACGGAACUUGUCAAUGUUGCCACAGCUGACAAAUACAUGUCUCUUCUUUAGGAUAUUACAAAUAUUAAGUAUUCAUCCCUUAUUAUUAUUAUUUUUCCGAACAUCCUACUCACAUCCUUUACAUCCCUGAGCUUGUGUUUAUUAUUCAAGUCUUGUAACUUGACUGAGCUUCAUUUCCAUUGGGCAAAUAGUGUUUGAGAGUGAGAGGGGGGAUAGAAUUGAAUGAUCAUGUGCCUUUUUGCUAUUCAUGCUGAUGUAAAGUACGCGUACCUCCCGUACUCGUGUUGAAUAGUUGCCUAUCAUGAUUCCAGCCAUAUAAAUCCCGAUAUAUUAAAUAUCUACACAUAUCUCAGCUCAUAAAGUAAAAUCAGUAUGUCCAACAAAAUAUGCAAAGGUGAAGUUGUUAUUUGAAAUUCUUUCAAAAGACUCUUUUACUAGGCUAAAUUAGUAACACUUCAUUCGUUCACCUUACGUUCAAACUACAUGGGCAGACCACUGUGAAGCUCACAAUAUUACAAUAUAAAUGGCAUUGCAUUUUUUUUUCAUUAUAAAAUCGAUGCUUAUUGACCUUUGUUCAGCUGUGUAAAUUUGAUCAAACUAAAGGCAAGUAAAACAAUCAAUGUCA